Messenger RNA from Marmota flaviventris (yellow-bellied marmot), 3798 nucleotides. NCBI's taxonomy places the organism in Eukaryota, Metazoa, Chordata, Mammalia, Rodentia, Sciuridae. The record is from RefSeq and is a predicted model, not a curated record.
AUGACUCCCCCGUGGCACACACAGCCCCUCCUCCCCUGGAGGAAGCUGGCAGGUCUGGUUAAAUCUUUGAUGUUUUCACAGCAGCCUACUUGGGAUGACUGCCAACAACUCCUAGGGACUCUCUUCAUGACAAAAGAACGAGAGAGAAACCUCCUGGAAGAAAAAAAUAUCCUCGGAUCAGAUGGGCGACCGACAAAACUUCCCAACAUAAUUGAAGCUGGCUCCCCCUUGAACUGACCCAACUGAGACCCCAACACCUUUGAAGGUAGGGAGCAUCUGUCCACUUAUCGCCGGGCUUUAAUAGUGGGUUUCCGAGCGGCCGCUAGGUGACCAACUAAUUUGGCCAAGGUAAGAGAGAUUAUUCAAGGGCCUGAUGAAUCUCCCUCUAUGUUUCUAGAGAGAAUUAUGGAGGCAUAUAGGAGAUAUACUCCUUUCAAUCCUCAGGCAGAGGAUCAAAAGGCAUCUGUCACGAUGGCCUUUAUUGGGCAAGCUGUCCUGGAUAUUAAAAGAAAGUUACAGCGUUUAGAUGGAUUACAAGAUAUGACUUUGAGAGAUUUAGUCAGAGAAGCCGAGAAGGUAUACUAUAAGAGAGAAACUGAGGAAGAGAAGGAACAAAGGAGGGAGAAAGAAAGGGAGCAAAGUGAGGAUGAAAGAAGCAAAAGACAGACUAAGGCAUUGACUAAAGUCCUGGUCACAACAACAAAUAGGCCAAAAAUUAAGAAACAGGGAGACAGGAAGGGAUACCUGGGCCCACGCCAGAGGCUGCCCCUGGCCUCAGAUCAAUGUGCCUACUUUAAAGAAAAAGGACACUGGGCCAAAGAGUGCCCUAGAAAGAGACAGCCACGCCAGCCUGCCGUUCUGACUCUAGAAGAUGACUAGGAAAGUCGCGGCUCGGAUCCCCUCCCCAAGCUCAGGGUAACUUUUGAAGUGGAGGGGACCCCAGUGAACUUUGAAGUGGAUACAGGGGCAGUAUACUUAGCCCUUAAGACCCCACUGGGCCCCCUAUCAAAUAAAAGGUCUCUGGUUCAAGGGGCUAACGGCAGUAAAUAUUGGGCUUGGACAACUAAGAGGACUAUGGACAUAGGAAAGGGAAAAGUCCACCACUCUUUCCUAGUAAUCCCAGAAUGCCUGGCCCCAUUGAUGGGCAGAGAUCUGCUUACCAAACUCCGGGCUAGAAUAACCUUUAACCCUGAUGGUCCCCAAGUGGAGUUUCUAAAUCCCUCAGUAAAAACUCCCAUAGUCACGGCCCUGACUAUGUCAGUAGAAGAUGAACAUCAACUCUUCACACCCCUCAGGACUGAUCAAACAGGCAAGCUACCCCAGAAAUGGAUGAUAGAUUAUCCUGAUGCCUGGGCAGAAACUGCUGGGUUAGGCCUAGCCAUAAGACAACCUCCAAUAGUAGUAGAAUUAAAAGCCUCUGCCUCUCCAGUCAGUGUUAAACAAUAUCCUCUAAGCAAAGAAACUAAGGAUGGGAUAAGGCCCCAUAUUCAGAAAUACCUGGCUCUAGGGGUCCUAAGGCCCUGUCAAUCAGCCUGGAAUACCCCCCUGCUACCAGUAAGAAAGCCAGGAACUGGGGACUAUCACCCCGUUCAAGACCUAAGAGAGAUCAACAACAGAGUGCAGGACAUCCACCCCACGGUACCUAAUCCAUAUAAUCUGCUCAGCACUCUGAAUCCGGAGCGGAAAUGGUACACUGUACUGGACUUAAAAGCUGCUUUCUUCUGCUUGCCCCUACAUAAGGACAGUCAGCUGCUGUUUGCUUUCGAGUGGGUAGACCCAGAAACAGGAACAUCUGGCCAACUAACCUGGACUAGACUCCCACAGGGGUUCAAAAACUCCCCCACUCUCUUUGAUGAAUCCCUCCACAGGGACCUCAAUGACUUCAGAACUACGCACCCCGAAGUCACCCUACUCCAAUAUGUGGAUGACCUGCUACUAGCAGCCGACACCAAGAAGAACUGUGAGUCUGGGACCCAAGCCCUAUUAUCCGAGCUUGCUCAGCUUGGAUAUAGGGCUUCUGCCAAAAAGGCUCAAAUUUGCCAGCAAGAAGUAAUCUUCCUGGGUUAUUCUCUUAGGGGUGGCAAACGAUGGCUCACUGAGCCCAGAAAACAAACCGUUGUGCAGAUUCCGCCCCCAUCCAAUAAGAGACAACUCAGGGAGUUUCUUGGGACUGCCGGCUUUUGCAGGUUGUGGAUUCCUGGGUUCGUGUCUCUGGCCGCCCCUCUAUACCCGCUGUUAAAGGGGGAUGCCCAAUUCCAAUGGACCCCCGAGCACCAACAAGCAUUUGAUAAUAUCAAAAAGGUGCUGCUAUCUGCUCCAGCCUUAGCACUCCCGGAUGUAGAAAAACCCUUUACUCUCUACAUUGAGGAAAAGAAAGGAAUAGCACGGGGGGUGCUCACUCAAACUUUGGGGCCCUGGAAAAGGCCUGUAGCAUACUUAUCAAAAACACUGGACCCAGUGGCUAGCGGGUGGCCCCAUUGCCUAAAAGCUAUAGCAGUGGCGGCCCUUCUAAUAAAAGACGUUGAUAAAUUAACACUGGGACAGAAGCUAACCAUUAUAGCCCCCCAUACCCUGGAGAGCAUUAUCCACCAGCCUCCAGACAGAUGGCUAUCAAAUUCUAGAAUAACCCGCUACCAGAGCCUAUUGCUCGACAAGGAUAGAAUAACGCUGGGACCCCCUGCCCUGCUCAACCCGGCUACACUGCUACCAGAAGAAUCAUCAGGACCCGUCGCUCAUGAGUGUCAACACAUACUGGCAGAAGAAACCAGCAUACGAUGAGACUUGAAGGAUCAGCCACUGCCUCACCCUGAAGUCAUAUGGUUCACGGACGGUAGUAGCUUCCUCCAGGAUGGUAAGCGGCGAGCUGGAGCAGCAGUAGUUAGCGAAACUAAUGUCAUCUGGUCCUCUGGUCUCCCAGAAGGAACAUUUGCUCAAAGAGCAGAACUGAUUGCCCUUACGAAAGCAUUGGAACUAGCAACAGACAAGAGGGCCACCAUAUACACUGAUAGCCGCUAUGCAUUUGCUACCGCUCAUGUACACGGGGCUAUUUAUCAGCAAAGGGGGCUAUUAACCUCGGCCGGGAAAGAAAUAAAGAACAAGGAUGAGAUUCUCCGCCUUCUCUCAGCAGUGCAGGGAUCUUUGGUGUUUCCUGAUAUAAAUAAAGCAGGCACAGGCUCCAUUUUGUGUAGAAGCUCCAUCCUUCUGAUCAUCUUGCCGGGAUUAUCUCCCUCGCCAGAAGAGCAUGAACUUAAAAUUUUGCCUUGUUGGUCUUUCCUAAAAACGAGGGCAACUCAACUCUGCAAUACGAAACAUUUCGUCCUCUUUGAAAAGCCGACUGCCGCAGAGGAACUUUCGAUGUUUUCAAAUAACUUCCCAGCGCCAGAUAUAGGAACUCCUUCCGGUCUACGUUUGUUAACCACCAAGUGCUGCCUGGCGAGGAUCUGUAGUUCCUGCCCGGGAAACCGUGCGGUGGCCGCCAUCUUGCGUACGGAGGUGCGGCUCGUUACCCUUAUCCUGACGGCGGAGCGUUUAUUCUCUUCAGCUUUCUGCUUUGUGGCCGUGUCCCGGCGUUUCUUUCACCUUUAUAAAGCGACUGGGGUUGUCGCUGACUUGGCCGGAACCCUUAGGUUAACUGUUAAGGUAGGAGUCUGGAGUGAACUGGAGCCCCAGAAGCCUUCAAAAUCCCUAGACACGACCCGAACUUGUCUCCGUUGGAGCAGAGGAACUGGGCGACGCACUUUGGGCCCGGCAGCUCUCUUUGGAGGUCAGGAGGCCGUGGGACCGCGGCCUAGGUUGUGA